AUGGCUCGCGGACGAAGAGGAAGACCCUCCCAACCCGAAACCCCAUCGGCGACUCAAACGACUUCCCCAUCGGCGACUCAAACGACUUCCCCAUCGGCGACUCAAAGAACCACAAAUUCGCAAGGGACCGCGUCAACCCAACAAUCUCCUACCCCCAACCUGGGCACUCAAGUAGCCAGACCCUUGGCUCAGGUAUCUGAUGGCAGCUUCCCAGAUGUAGAAGAAGGCAACGGCCCUGGAAAGGUGAUCUGGACUCAAGCCAUGGAAAAGAGUGCCCUUGACUUGUACGUCAGGGCAGUCCAAAUGGGGAAGCGAUCCGACUCUGGUUUCAAGAUCGAAGUUCAUCGUUGGGUUGCCUCAGAGUUAUCUGCCGAAUACCCGGGUAUUCCCUUCACUGGGGAAAAAGUUAUAUCCAAAUUCAAUCAGACCUUCAAGAAAUGGUAUGACGCUUUCCUUGCUUGUAAAGAUGCAAGCGGCUUUGGGUGGAAUGAUGAACACAACAUGGUUACGGCCUCGGAUGAAGUCUGGGAGCCAUUCUUAGUGUCUCACCCUGCAGCAAGACGAUUCAAAAACGCACCAUUCCCCGAGUUCCAUGAACUAUUCAUCAUCUUUGGGGGUCAUGCUGCCACAGGUGUGUUGCGUAGGGGUCUCGAUGGUGAGGGAAAUCCUGGGAAUGAAGAAGCUGGGGGAAACAGGGGCCCCAUUGGCCACAAUGAUCCUAGCAGCAAUGAAGAGGCCGACCCGUCCGGGACCAACCUCAGACCUGGGGUACGACCGCGCCGUAGGCAUCGAGUCACUUCGGGUGAUCGAUUCGAGAACUCAAUCGAGCGAUUAAUCGAUGCCUUUACUGCGACAUCCGAUCCAGCUCCAGCAUCUAUGGCGGUGGCUACUAGGGUGGAGCGAGCGAUCUCAAAAUUUCAAGACAGCUUCGCUGAAGGUCUCCCCUUGGACGACUUGGUGGCCGGCUUCAGCAUCCUUGAGGUUGAGUGUAAGGCUCAAACCUUUUUGGCAAUCCGCGACGAGAAUCACGCCCGCGCUUGGAUUGUUCAUCAGAUCGAGCUGCACCAUAUGACCCACAAUGCUUAG
This is a messenger RNA of Puccinia graminis f. sp. tritici CRL 75-36-700-3, 1086 nucleotides long. RefSeq lists its product as uncharacterized. Bases 1 to 1086 code for a protein of 361 amino acids. Lineage: Eukaryota; Fungi; Basidiomycota; Pucciniomycetes; Pucciniales; Pucciniaceae. The transcript has 3 exons. The record is from RefSeq and is a predicted model, not a curated record.